CAAUUACUUCCGUCAAAAAAAAAAAUUGUGGAACUACGUGGUUCUCAAAAUUUGUGUGAAUCUCGCGUACAAAUGUAUAUUUUGUAAAUUGUGUACCAGAAAUGUCACUGACAAGCGAAGAUACCAUGUCAACUACGCAUCCUGGCCAGCAAACUGAAAAUGAUUUUUAUGGCAGAGCACAAAAAUAUUGGUCCGAGGUGCCUGCAACAGUGAAUGGCAUGCUCGGUGGAUUAGGGUAUCUGAAUAGGAUUGACAUCCAAGGUUCCAGUAGUUUUUUGCGUGAAUUAAAGGACUUGGAUAGAAAUACCGCACUAGAUUGUGGUGCCGGCAUUGGACGUAUAACAAAAAACUUGCUACUGCCACGUUUUGAAACAACGGACAUUGUCGAACAGAAUGCCAGUUUCACGGAGAAGGCACGCGAAUUUUGUACUGAAAAUAAUGAACACCUAGGUAGACUAGGGGAAAUCUACACUAUGGGUCUUCAAGAAUUUACCCCAACAGCCGGUAAAUAUGAUGUGAUAUGGUGUCAAUGGGUUUUAGGACACCUUACCGAAAAUGAUCUGCUCAAUUUCUUCCGCCGCAUACGUAGUGGUUUGUCCACUAAAGGCUAUUUAAUAGUUAAAGAAAACGUCACCUCGUCCAGCAUGGUCGAAGAAGACAAACAAGAUUCUUCGGUGACAAGGCCUUUAAAGGCCUACGAGACAGCUAUUAGAAGCGGAGGAUUCCGGAUUGUGAAAUCCUGGCGCCAGCAGAGUUUUCCCCCAGGUUUAUAUCCAGUUUACAUGCUGGCAUGUCGCCCUACAGAGUGAAAUUGUCUUUACAAAUUUUAGCUGUACUAUAGUUUAUAAUAAAAAACAUUGAAAAUUAA
Molecule: messenger RNA, 868 nt
Organism: Rhagoletis pomonella (apple maggot)
Lineage: Eukaryota; Metazoa; Arthropoda; Insecta; Diptera; Tephritidae
Product: alpha N-terminal protein methyltransferase 1
Exons: 1
Coding region: 102-809 (235 amino acids)
Biological process (GO): N-terminal protein amino acid methylation
Cellular component (GO): cytoplasm
Molecular function (GO): N-terminal protein N-methyltransferase activity
Source: RefSeq, a predicted model, not a curated record